AUGUUGGGCGCCCCCAGCCCCUCCCCUGCGCAGUACGGGAGCUGUUCUCAGCCCCGACAGAGAGAGGCCUUGGCUGAGAAGAUGAAUGAAAGAGGGCUGGAAGCCCAGGGGCUGCGGAUUCCGGGUGGCUGGCUUCCCCAGGAAGCCCUUUCGAAAGGCCGAGUGGAGAUACAGCGAGCCUGCGAAUGGGGCACCAUCUGUGAUGAUGACUUCACGCUACAGGCAGCCCAUGUCCUCUGCCGGGAGCUGGGCUUCACAGAGGCCACAGGCUGGACCCACAGCGCCAAAUACGGCCCUGGAACAGGCCGCAUCUGGCUGGACAACCUGAGCUGCAGUGGGACCGAGCGGAGUGUGGCCGAAUGCACCUCGAGGGGCUGGGGGAACAGUGACUGCACCCACGAUGAGGAUGCUGGGGUCAUCUGCAAGGACCAGCGCCUCCCUGGCUUCUCCGACUCCAAUGUCAUCGAGGUAGAGCAUCACCUGCAAGUGGAGGAGGUGCGGCUCCAGCCAGCCGUUGGGCGGGGCCGGCGGCCCCUGCCCGUGACCGAGGGGCUGGUGGAAGUCCGGCUUCCCGGCGGCUGGUCCAGAGUGUGUGACCAAGGCUGGAGCGCUCACAACAGCCACGUGGUCUGCGGGAUGCUGGGCUUCUCGGGCGAGAAGAGGGUCAACACGUCUUUUCACGGCUUUCUAUCAGCGGGGCAGGGCGGCGUGUCCCGCUUCGGGCCCAGCCACAACAGGAAUGUCCGCCAGCAGGUCCCGCGGCGGAGGCGCCGUGCUCUCCCACUGCCGGGGAGCCGCUUCCGAACCACGAGUCGAAUCGCGCUGGCGACCGGCUCGGUGUUUGCAGCCACUCGCUCCCCUGGCUAA
This is a messenger RNA of Myotis lucifugus (little brown bat), 867 nucleotides long. RefSeq names its product lysyl oxidase homolog 3-like. Bases 1 to 867 code for a protein of 288 amino acids. Gene Ontology annotation, cellular component: membrane. Gene Ontology annotation, molecular function: protein-lysine 6-oxidase activity. NCBI's taxonomy places the organism in Eukaryota, Metazoa, Chordata, Mammalia, Chiroptera, Vespertilionidae. The transcript is spliced from 6 exons. The record is from RefSeq and is a predicted model, not a curated record. Gene Ontology annotation, biological process: peptidyl-lysine oxidation; inflammatory response.